AUGGACGCCUUGAAACGCCACGAGAUUUAUCGAUGCAUUAGUGCUCCUGAAGUCAGCCGGGCGAGUCGCGUGGCUGACGCCUCUCGUCCGGCAAUUUCCAGAUUUAUCGGAGAAUUCGGAGGUAGAGAUCUUCAAGGCCAAUUAUUUGCCUUGUCCAAAAAGUGCAUUGACUCCAGCCCGAGUGAGCUCGAUUCGAGCGAUCGGAGAGCACACUUUUCUAAGAGUGACGUAACAUUAUGUCUUGAGAAGAUUGAGACAAUAACAAUCUUACAACCACUCAGCAAUACAAAUAAAGCAAAAAGCUUUCUAAACAACAGGGCCAACAGAUUUAUUUCUAACAUUAGAAAAAAUAUUGUACUAGACACAAAAGCUAAUUAACAUCAAGAAUUAACGUGAAACAAAACUAAACAGAUGUAGAGGAGAGGAAGAAAAAACGAAACGGAAUUCAACAACAUUCAGCACUUGAUAGGAAACGCAACUAGAUUAGCGUAUUUUCGAAAAACUUUACCUGAAUAAUUUCCGCAAAAUCGGCGAGAAUUUUAAAUAUCGAACUUUUCAUAUGUUCUACAUAAAUUACGGGAG
Atta colombica is the source of this 582-nucleotide messenger RNA. RefSeq lists its product as uncharacterized. The transcript has 2 exons. Bases 1 to 378 code for a protein of 125 amino acids. The record is from RefSeq and is a predicted model, not a curated record. NCBI's taxonomy places the organism in Eukaryota, Metazoa, Arthropoda, Insecta, Hymenoptera, Formicidae.